Molecule: messenger RNA, 1488 nt
Organism: Zygotorulaspora mrakii
Lineage: Eukaryota; Fungi; Ascomycota; Saccharomycetes; Saccharomycetales; Saccharomycetaceae
Gene: PTC6
Product: type 2C protein phosphatase PTC6
Exons: 1
Coding region: 1-1488 (495 amino acids)
Biological process (GO): protein dephosphorylation
Molecular function (GO): protein serine/threonine phosphatase activity
Source: RefSeq, a predicted model, not a curated record
AUGGGAAGAACGCAGCCAUUUAUCCAUCUGAAGCCUGCUAAUCUGGGGGCGUCCUUCGGCUCGAGGAGAUGGAGAUUUCCAACUGCUAGUGGGAUUAGCGGGAGUAACAGGACUAGCCGUAUUGAUGGUGCACGGCAAAACCAGGCUAGCGGCCAGUCGGAGAGUUCUUUGAUGUUACGAGUUCAUUUAAAAAAAUUUCCUAGUGUUAUCGGGCACAGUUCCAGCAGGGUCAACCGCAUGUACAACGAAGAUAGCUAUUCUAUCAAUAUGCUCAAGUUACCAUCUCUAGGGCAAGAAAUGGAGUUCUAUCGUAACGGGGGGAUUCCUGAGCAAGAAAACAACAGCAAGAAGUCGGUACUUAACUUAUCCAUUUUUGAUGGUCACGGUGGGAAGGGGAGAGUCUCGAAGUUGCUGGCAGAAUACUUACAUAAUGCAAUCGUAGAUUCCUUCCCGACACAAGCACAGUUUUACGAUCUUCUAUUGCAAUAUAAGAAUCUCAUAGGUGGCAGAUACUGGGAGAGAAUGUUCCAGAAUAGGGAUUCAUUUUAUGAUAGGUUUAUCAGACAUUGUAAUACAAAGCAAGAACAAGUUCUAUAUGGAUUGGAUAAAUCUGGGUCAAGAAUGAUUUUUGAUAAAUGGGGGAAUAUAAUAGAUAAAACAAGUCUGUUGAAUGAAAAUGAGAGACUGAGAUUGUAUUAUGCUUUCUUAAAGUUCGAUCUAGAUUAUUGCUGUGGGUUCAACGACAAGGAGAUUAGUCCGGAACAGAGACUUGAGAAAUUCCCUGGUGGUUCAACAGCUUCAUCGAUAUUCAUUUCCUCAUACGACGAAACUCUGUCAUUCGACGAAUCUUUUUUCGUCGAACCCAACGGAUUGCUAAAGCUUGUUGUUACCCAAGUAGGUGAUACAAAAAUCAUUUUAUGUGAUCAAAAUGGUAUUGCUCACAGUUUGACCAAAAUGCACCAUGCAAACUCUUCGAGAGAAACCAAAAGAUUGAAGGCCUCUUCCGGGUUCCAAACGGAUUCUUUCGGUGACACCAGAUUCUUGAAUAACUUUACAAAUACCAGAUCUUUUGGUGACUUAACAGGUAAACGUGAGGGUCUUUCUUGCGAGCCAGACAUCUAUUCAUACUUGAUUGGAGAUACUAUGGAAUUACCGCAUUCUGAACGCUCCAAAUUGCAGUUUGGCGGCGAGGAAUGUUUCAUAUGUUUAAUAACCGACGGUAUCUCUGAUUUGGCGUCGGAUCAGGAGUUGACGGAUCUCAUAACUUCAACCGUCAACAUGCGUGGUUUGAAGACAGCUUCCCCGCAGUUUGUUGCUGACGAAGUUAUAAAAUAUAUCAUGGCUCUUGGAGGGAAACAUGCAGACAAUGCCACUUGUCUAAUACUUAGACUAUCUAAUUGGGGAAAUUGGCCAAACAUAGAUCGUACUGGUGCGAUAAGAGAAGAGAAGUUACUAGCAGCUUCUCAGCUCGACAGAACGGAGGAUUAA